This is a messenger RNA of Megalobrama amblycephala (Wuchang bream), 1924 nucleotides long. RefSeq names its product macrophage mannose receptor 1-like. Bases 293 to 1414 code for a protein of 373 amino acids. The transcript is spliced from 4 exons. NCBI's taxonomy places the organism in Eukaryota, Metazoa, Chordata, Actinopteri, Cypriniformes, Xenocyprididae. The record is from RefSeq and is a predicted model, not a curated record.
AAUGAUGUGAUGACGAAUGAGGGAUGAGAGCAGAUAUAAUGAUCACACUGUUUGAAGCUGCAGACAGAAACAUCAGACUCGGGACAGAAACACACGACCUCUAAAGUAAGAACAACUCACAUGUUCAUUCUUCAAACACAACUAGACUUUGAGAUGUUAAUAUUGUCUGAAUGAUGAUGUACAGUGAAUUCAUGCUGCUGUUCAGAUACUAACUGAAACUGUCAUAUUUUACUCCAAAAAGAAUCUGUGAAUGUUUGAUAUCUGAGUUUUUCAAUGUGUUUCUUCCUCAGAAAUGGAGCAAACUCUAUUUUUCAUUCUUCUUCUCAUUGCUCUCUGCUCCGUAUCUGAAUGUGUUCAGCGUCAGUAUCACUUUAUAAACGUGAAUAAGACCUGGACUGAAGCUCAGAGAUACUGCAGAGAGAAAUACACAGAUCUGGCCACCGUUGACAACAUGAACGACAUGAACGAGCUGAAGAAGAGUGUGAAUGAUGAACGUCAUGAGUAUGCCUGGAUUGGGCUGGAGUGGACGGGUCAUAAUAAAUGGCAGUGGUCUUCAGGUGAUCCUGCGCUCUAUCAGAACUGGGGAUCUGGACCACCUGAUGGCACAGAUGAUUGUGCUUCUAUGAUAAAUGGACAAUGGCAUGAUUGGACAUGUAGUAACAGCCUGAUGACUUUCAUCUGCAGUUCAUCUAACAACGUGAACACAGGACUCGUCUUUGUCAAUCAGAUGAAGAAUUGGAGAGACGCUCAGAGUUACUGCAGACAGAAUCACAUUGAUCUGGUCAGUGUGAGGAACCAGAAUGAGAAUCAACAGCUUCAGAAGUUCAUUAGUGAUCAUCAUUUAUCUGGAUCAAAUGUCUGGAUCGGUCUGUUCAGAGACUCAUGGCAGUGGUCAGAUCAGAGUAACUCCUCAUUCAGAUACUGGAGGUCUGGUGAACCUAAUAAUGUUGGAGGAAAUGAAAACUGUACAGCGAUCGAACAGAACACUCAGAGACAAUGGAUAGACAUCUCUUGCAACAACCAGUUUCCUUUUGUGUGUCAUGAAGAUAAACUGAUUCUGAUCAAAGAGAAGCUGACGUGGUCUGAAGCUCUGAGAUACUGCAGACAGAAUCAUGUGGAUCUGGUCUCGGUUCAUUCAGAAGAGAUUCAGCGUGAGGUGAUGAAUGUGGUUAAACAGGCGUCUACUGAGGCGGUGUGGUUGGGUUUACACAACUACUGCCUUAUGAACAUGUGGCUCUGGUUGAGCGGAGAGAUCGUGUGCUAUCAGAACUGGGCUCCAGGGAACGGAGUAGAACCGGAAGACUGCCGCCUCGAGAAGAGAAAAGGAGCAGUUCAGUCUGGAGGAGAUCAGCGCUGGAUCAGCCGUCCUGAGACUGACAGACUCAACUUCAUCUGCAGCAGAUAUGAAGAGUGAAAAGACACGCAUUUGUGUGUUUACUUACAUUCAGUUUUCAUUCUUCAUUAUUUUUCUUAUUUACUUGUUUGAUUUGUUCUUUAGUAAUUUCUGAGUGAAUCUAUUAAUUGUGUUUUAAAAGUUUUUGUUUUAUUUCUGUAUAUUAAUUAUCAUGACAAUGUGAUUUUAUCAAAGUUUUCUAACAUUGAUGUUUAAUAUUCUUUAAAUGUCUAAAAUACUAAUACAGUAUAUUUGUCUUUUAGGAUCUCUUUGCAUAUCUGGUGUUUAUAUGUUUUUAUGUUUUCACUAAUAUUAUCUUUAUCAAUAACUGGUUGAAUGUGAUUGUGAGCAGCAGAUCUUAAGAAUGAUAUUAUUUGUGUCUUGUUUAUUAAAAAGGGAAAAUUGAAGUGAUGUCACAGUGAACUGUCAAUUAAAUAUGUUAAAUUUAUAUGUGUUUGUUUGAUAUUUAGGAUAUGUUGUCACUUACAAAAAUCCAAUUUUCAGCUUCCUGGAAUAAAUUAGGUGUGUGAA